Molecule: messenger RNA, 2974 nt
Organism: Syngnathoides biaculeatus (alligator pipefish)
Lineage: Eukaryota; Metazoa; Chordata; Actinopteri; Syngnathiformes; Syngnathidae
Gene: slc13a3
Product: solute carrier family 13 member 3
Exons: 13
Coding region: 413-2206 (597 amino acids)
Biological process (GO): monoatomic anion transmembrane transport; citrate transport
Cellular component (GO): membrane
Molecular function (GO): citrate transmembrane transporter activity; succinate transmembrane transporter activity; sodium:dicarboxylate symporter activity
Source: RefSeq, a predicted model, not a curated record
CUUACAAAUGCAGCACGUUUGUGUCAUCGACUUUUCUCGCUUAAAUUAGCGACCGCGUAUUUCUCUGAAAAUGAUUUUGCGAUCCGGUCGCAGGCGGUCCGAACGGGGAAGUCGUAAAGCCGCGACCCGGGUCGCAGAAUCGGAGGCCGCAGCUGCUCCCUCCCAGCGCGUGCGUGAAUCUCUGUGCCCGUGAGGGCCUCAAACGUUGCGCCGCGAUGGAAGUGGGAGAGGCCAAGUUUGGGGAAAAAGCGGCGUGUCCCGCUCAACUAUUUGACACCUCCGUACGAGGAGUUAACCUGUAGCCCGAGCGUGCGGUUAAUCUUCCUUGCGCGCCUGCCGACUGCCGAGGCUUUAAAGUGCCGCCUGGCCGCUUUGCUCUCCGCCACUCGGGAGCAAACUUCAACGCGCCGAGAUGAAACUGUCCGUCGUGACCAAGAAGCUGUGGUGCGUUCACAAGGUCUUGGUGCUCCUGAUCACGCCGCUGCUUUUUUCGCCUUUGCUCGCGACCUUGCCGGAGAAGGAAGGACGAUGCCUCUACGUGGUCUUGCUGAUGGCCACGUUCUGGUGCACGGAGGCCCUCCCGCUGGCCGUCACCGCCAUGCUCCCCGUCUGCCUUUUCCCGACGCUGGGGAUCAUCCCGUCCAAGAAACUCUGCCCUCAGUACUUCCUGGAAACCAACUUCCUCUUCUUAAGCGGCCUGGUGAUGGCGUCGUCCAUCGAGGAGUGGGGCCUCCAUCGCAGGAUCGCGCUCAAGGUCCUCACCAUCGCCGGAGUCAAACCGGCCUGGCUCAUACUGGGCAUGAUGGUGACUUCGUCCUUCCUGUCCAUGUGGCUGAGCAACACGGCCACGACGGCCAUGAUGCUCCCCAUCGCCGACGCCAUCUUGGAGAGUCUCUACGGCGAUCUGGAGAGCCUCAAACAAAAGUGCCAGUCGGCGGACGACGGCGACGGCGACGUCGUCAACGGUCAGUCCACUAAGAUGCAUUCGGUGCCCUCGGUGGCCUCAGAGAAACAAAUGUUAUCCCUUGACGGGACGGACGCGGCGGAGGGGAGUGGCCCGAGGUCGGCCGAGGAGAUCCGGUCCCGGUCGGAGAAUCAGAUGAGAGUGUGGAAAGGGUUCCUCGUGUGUAUUCCUUACGCGGCCAGUAUCGGAGGAACCGCCACCCUGACUGGAACGGCACCGAACCUGAUCCUCGUUGGACAGCUGAAAAACCAUUUUCCGCAGUGCGACAUCAUCAACUUUGGCUCUUGGCUUGCGUUUGCGUUCCCGCUCAUGCUCAUCUUCCUCCUUCUGGGAUGGAUCUGGAUCGCGUUCCUCCACGGAGGCCUGAACGCCCGCUUGUGCUCGAGGAACCGGGACCAGGGGACGGAGGAAGAGGACCGAGCUCUGGCUCUCAUUCAAGAGGAUUACAGAAAACUCGGGCCCUUAAAUUUCGCGGAGGGAGCCGUCUCUUUCUUCUUCGUCUUGUAUGCAGUCCUCUUGUUCACAAGGGAUCCGAAGUUUGUCCCGGGCUGGUCCGUGUUUUUUAAGAAGGGUUAUGUGUCAGACGCGGUCACCGGCGUGAUCGUUGUGUCCAUAUUGUUUUUCUUCCCCUCACAGAAACCUUCUCUUAGCUGGUGGCUGGACCCGAAAGCUUCCAACGCGCCGUACGUGCCUCUCCUGUCAUGGAAGAAAGCCCAGGAGUCGGUUCCUUGGAAUAUCAUUCUGCUGCUCGGAGGCGGCUUUGCCAUGGCUCAAGCGUGUGAGGAUUCCGGCCUCGCCUCCUGGAUCGGGGGCCACCUCCAGCCCCUGUCCAAGGUCCCGCCGGCCGCCGCCAUGAUGUUGAUCACGGGCUUCGUGGCCUGCUUCACCGAGUUCGCCAGCAACACCGCCACCAUUAUCAUAUUUUUACCAGUUAUUGCCGAACUGGCAUCCCACGUGUCGGUGAAUCCUUUGUACUUCAUGAUCCCUGCAACGAUCGGGAGUUCGUACGCUUUCAUGCUGCCCGUGUCGACGCCACCAAACUCCAUCGCCUUUGCGUCCGGUCACCUGAUGGUCAAGGACAUGGUCAAAACCGGCUUUGUCAUGAACAUCCUGGGCCUGCUGUCGGUCUCUUUGGCCAUCAACACGUGGGGCCUCGCCAUGUUUAACCUGAACAACUAUCCCGACUGGGCUCCUCGGCCCCUCAACCGUUCCGCUGUCCACGCAUCCAACUUUACUCUCUGAUCUCCCAACUGGAUUCAAUACAAAAAAAAAAAAAAAAAAAAAAAAGAAUCUGUUGGUAGAAAAGCCCGGAAGUGUUCAGCUGUUAGCAUUUUAGCAUUUUCUGCAUUAAUGAUGACAUCCGUCCUUCAGGAUUUUUUUUUUUUUUUUACGACUCUUUAGGCGUGGAAACGGCGUUUUCAACAGAUGGUCACAACCGUUAACAGAUACGAUCCAUCCAACCGUUUUCUUCUAACACACGAGGGGUCACGGGCGUGCGAGGACCCGACCCCACCUUUCUUCGGGCGAGGGGCGGGGCAACCCUGCUGGACUGGAUGCCGGCCAAUCACAGAGCAACGCUACUUUCAGUGUUGCUUCAUUAUCGUUCACUUGUUUUUUUUUUUUUUUAUAUCAUAUUCUUGUACUGUUCAAUGCAUUGCAAGAAACGCUCUUGAAAAUCAAUUUUUGUCAUUUUGCACGAGUGUCGUUCGUCGCGGCGGCGGACGGCGCUCGCGUGCCGGCGCCGACCGACAAACAACUUUGACAUCGUGCGUGUCGUCACUUUUCUGAAAUUAAUUUCAAAAGAGUGGCCAAACGACAUCUCUUUGAAGUCCCUUAAAUAGCGUUGCACAGCAAACGCGACACAACACUACCCCAAAGUUAUGUUUAGCGCAUUCUAUGAAAAAAAAAAAAUGACUAAUUUAUGAAUGCUGAGCUCCCCACAAGACAAAAAAAAAAGGUCCUCAUAUUCACAAAAGCAAAUGAUUGUGCUUCCAAAUGUUCAAUGCUUGA